CAUACAGACGGACGUAGGAUUACGUGAUGGCGACAUCGACGCGCGUCUCAGUGGAAGGGAGGGGGCAGAAGAUUAAAAGACAGGACACAAGACGAGUAAUGAUGGUGGUUUGUGUUAAAAAACAAAGUGUUUGAUUUGUAUCGAACAUUUACCGAGUACCAGCGCGGAACAGUCGGAGCUAGCUGACAUUUCUGACUAAACAUCCCUGCUUUGGCCUUCUUGAACAUGGAAGAGCUCCAUACUCACUGCGUUUCAUGUGUGAGCCGGCGGUGCAUGGUCAAGCCUGAGCCUGGCACUUCCUGUGACCUCCUUGCCUGCCCGAUGGUUUGCGGUGCUGUUUUUCACAACUGCAAGUCAGAUGAGCAUCGGUUGCUGUGCCCACUAGAGAGGGUACCAUGCCUCAACCACAGCAUCGGCUGCCCUUUCGUGCUGGCCCGUGCCAAGAUGGCGGAGCAUCUUGAGGUGUGUCCGGCUGGCGUGGUAUGUUGUACCAUGGAGUGGAACCGGUGGCCAGUGAAUGACGAGGACUACCGUUCCUACGAGAGGUUGAGUCGGGAAGCAGAUGAGGAAGAACAGCUAGACAUGGCUCUUGCCUUGCAGGACCAGCGCACUAUGCUGGCCUCGCUCAAACUUGUGUCUCUUGCACCCACAAAUUGCCCUGAGAGAAAACCACCGCUUGCAGAGAUCCGGGAAAAGCCAAGCGUAAUUGCAGAUGUUAUGGUUCCCAUCAUGCCACUUGAGGAAUUCAUGGAUGAGGAAUCUGUGUUAAGUUGCUCGAAAGAUAUAAUCAGCAAUGGGAUUAAUGGGAUGAAUGAGGAGCAUUAUGGUGAGUUGUACAAAACCACAGUAGAGACAACCAAAAGCCUGUCUGCUGCUCUGAAUGUUCUGAUACACCUCAACGCCUCAGACACACAGUGUCCGACUACAAGUGUUUUAGCAUUGCAGCCAGAAUUAAAUGGGGAGUUACAUAAAGUUUUACUUGAGAAGGAAGCCACUGGAUCCAACUCUGAUAAAAUAGCCAGUGGAGUGUGUGGUUUAAGCGAGGAGUUGCAGCCUCAACACCACCAAACCUUCAUGGAAUUGGGAACAAACUUGGUCUUAGCUCUUGGUGCGCUUGGAGAUGCUGUCAAAGGCUCUGAGCCCAGUUGUAUUGUCAGUGAGCCCAAUGGUGAAAUCCAUCAGCCACAUACUGUUGAACAUGUAGACAUUGAAAUGAAGGAUAGUGCAUCUGAAAAUGAGGUUGAAUUAGGGGCAGUUGGUGGAAUUGAUUCUGGGGAUGAGGACAAACCUCCUUGCCACAUUAGUGAAGAACUUUGUCAAGAAUCUUCAAAAAGUCUAGUAGAUGAGGAUGAGCAAAGUUUGUGUAAUGAUUGUCACAAUGCUGUAGCAUCUACAAAAUCACAGGACCAUACUAUGGAACCAGCUGAGAUAGAUGUGUGUUUGGAGCAUGGUGGUUCUUGGGAGUUUGUUGGUCCGUUAUUUACGCACAGACCAGAAGUGAGACAUGAGAUUGCAAUGCAGGCGGCAUUCAGAUCCCAGGCUCCACUUUUACAGCCACCUGUGCAUGCCCAGGAACUGGUUGUGCCCAGGGACAGUGUGCUUCCAUCUAUAGUGUUAGACUUUGAAGAUAAGGCUUUUGAGAGAAAACUCCAAAACCUUCAGUUGCUCCGCAAUUUCAUGCCUCUUGCACUUAACGGGCGGAAAGGUUGCUUUACAGAGAGCUUUCCACCUAGACAGCAUCGUUGUAAGAUGGAGGAUAAAGCUGUGGACACGUCCGAUUUAGAGCAGGAACCGCAGGAUGACCCCCUGGGCCUUGGUGAGAUUGACUUCACAGCUGCAGCUCUGCUUUUUUGCCUAGAGGAGUCACCACGUGCCCGAAGAAUCUCUGACACCGUCUAUGCCUUUGGAGGUUCACAUGUUGAUUUUGGCACUCAGACCUUCAGUUUUCCUGCUGCCAUCUUAGCGACCAGCACCAUGGUUGGUGAGGUGGCGUCAGCUUCAGCUUGCGACCGAGCAGCACCCCGUCUCUCACAGCCUAGUCCCUUUUGUACUUUAAGAUUAGAUUUGACCAUGGAGCAGCUGGUGCCACGACCCAGUUGGGCACCACGUGAAGGCUCUAUGUUCACGUUUGAAUGUGGCCAGCUGUUUCGCAGAGAAGAGUUCCUCUCACACUUCCGCAACGUCCACGGAGACAUCCACUCGGGGUUGAACGGCUGGAUGGAACACCGCUGCCCACUCGCCUAUUAUGGCUGCACCUAUUCCCAACGUAGGCUCUGCCCAUCCAGGCAGGGAGCAAAGAUCGUCCAUGACCGAUACCUCAGGUCAUUUGGGAUUCAGCCCAUAAUGGAUGCAGUAACAGAACCUGACUGUGAUCGGUUGAGCGCGUUACCCUUUGAGAUCCUGCAGCAUGUGGCACAGUUCCUGGAUGGCUUCAGCUUGUGCCAACUGUCCAUGGUGUCACGUACCAUGAGGGAUGUAUGUGCAAGUCUGCUGCAGACACGGGGCAUGGUGGUGGUACAGUGGGAAAAAAGGCAGUAUCCUGAUGGGAGGCGAUCUUGGCAGAUAAAAGACAAGGUUUGGCGAUUCAGUACAGCCUUCAGUCCCGUGACCCGAUGGGAGUUUGCGGACAUUUCCAGCAUGUCGGACCACCUGAAACGCUGUCCGUAUAACGAGGUCCAUAAACAGGUGGACGCCGUGCCGCUGCCGUGCAUGUGCACAACCAGGGAGCUUACCCGAGGCGGGCGAUCACUCCGUUCUGUCCUCAAGCCAGUAUUAUAACGUCAACAAUAACAAUCAGAGUGAAAGUGCUAUAACGCUACCUUACCUAACCUCUUUAAUCAAUAAUAUCCAUUGCUGUGUACAUAAGAGAUUAUUUUUUUGAGUUAAGAUUUUUAUAUAUAUAUAUAUAUGGUAUAUAAGUCUAACAAUUGCUUGGUUUAUGAUGAGUUUUAAUGACACGUGCACUGAGAAAGAUAUCCAUAGUUUGCCUUGUUUCUCACAAAAAUGUUUGGUAUAUUCUAGAGCUGCUCUGCCCAUGAGAGGUAACACUAAAAUGACAAAAAUAACUCGGUCUAAUAGAGUCCAAUGAAGAGCCUUAAGCUGUGUAUUUUGAUUUGUUGGAAUUAAACAUCAUGGAGUUUUACUCGCUUCCAUCAAGUGCUGUCACAUUAUGUCCAUAUGUUCCAGUUAAAACGACUGGACAAGACCCAUACAGGAGGAGGCGUCUUUUCAGGAUAAGCACCAAUGGAGCCAGUGGUGAAAGAGAGAUGGAUUUCAUUACAUUUAAGUGGUGAUACCAUGCCACCAGCUGUCAAUUAUUGUUAGAAAUCUAUUGCACAGAUUCCCAACCCUGUUACUGGUGUUUCAUCUGUCCUACUCAGGAAGUCACCUCCCUCCUACUCGAACCCAAACUCAGGAAGAGUUCUUAAUUAAAUGAUGAGUUGAAUUAGAUGUACUGGAGCAGGGAAAACACAAGGACGUACAGGGCAGAGGGUGCUCCAGGACUUGAAGACCCUGUGGUCUUUUUUUUGUUUUUGAAUACAUGACAUUUUGAUGACCAGCAGCUGAUCCUAAACUAGCACUCAUACCCCAUGAUUCUGCAUAAUAAAAAGUGAUGAUUGAUGAAUGAAAGUGUUGACUUAGGAUCAUGCAAUUCUGCACAAAUAUGUUUGCAAUUUUCAUCUAAAUACACAUUUUUUUCCUCACAGUAUGAGCUGUCAAAGCAUGUUGGCCAUAUGUAUUUUUUUUUCAUCUGCACAUUACUGAACUCUCUAAUGCUUGGACCCUGGUAUAAACCCAGAGACCAGCAUCAUUAUCAUCAUUCAUCACUUUUGUUGGCUUUUAAAUGAGGGCUUUUAAAUGACACUCUACAAGCACUUAAUAUGUGUCAAGAAACAUAAUGUAGCACCUUCUUAAAUAUUGUAAACACUCCUAACAUAAAGGUUUACAUAUCUAAUGUGUUCUAUCUCCAUGUCCAAGUUCACAAGUGCAUGUUGAAUGAAAAGGUUUAGAUUGUGGAUCGUCACAUUCAUUUAUAAAGGCUUUACAAGUAUGUGCAGUUAAUCUGUCGGGUAAUAAUAACUUGCUAUCCUUUCACCUAAGUGCAGAGAAUUUUUUAAGACCAUUUCCAUCAAUGCACACUUCCUUUUUGUGUCUUUGAGCUUUCUGUUACAUUUUGAAGAACAUUCAGUGCUGAAUUGGAUUAACGUUUGGGAUUCAGAAGCACUGCUUUAGCUUCAAUCCCAAAGCCAAGUUUUUGUGUUUGUAUAAACCCAAUGAAGGCCUUAUGGACUGUUUUGGUUUUGUUUUGUUUUGUUUUUGGCAACUCUUGCUGCUGCUGAAGAAGAAGGAAAAGUGUUUGCCUGACCAAGCGUUGUGGCACCAAUGAUCUGGAGAUUAACCGAGAAAUUAUAUAGUCCAGACCUGCAUGUGGUUUUUGGUUGUGUUGAAUAAAAAGAUAUUUUAUCAA
Molecule: messenger RNA, 4468 nt
Organism: Tachysurus vachellii
Lineage: Eukaryota; Metazoa; Chordata; Actinopteri; Siluriformes; Bagridae
Gene: fbxo30b
Product: F-box protein 30b
Exons: 3
Coding region: 226-2778 (850 amino acids)
Molecular function (GO): protein binding; ubiquitin protein ligase activity; zinc ion binding
Source: RefSeq, a predicted model, not a curated record